AUGCGUGUCGAGGCUUUCUCCCGCACGGCGGCGCAGCCGGCGGCCGCGCAGUGCGGCCCACAACGCUUGCGAGAGGCUGCGCAGGCGCCCCGCGCUCAUCGCGGAGUGUUUCGGGCGUCUCGUCGAUCCCUGCUGCAUGGAGUACAUACGUUGCGGGCGAACCAUGCGCCACUUCGAUUGCGCUGCCCGGCAGCGGCGACGCAGGGCGCACAAGCGUCCUCCGCCGAGGUAAUCCAGCUAGAGGGGGCUGCGCCGCUGCGCAUAUUCGGCGUCGACCACAGAGAGCUUCAGCUCGACAUUGCCGAGUCGAUCAUCAAGGACAAGGUGCAGAUGGUCGUGGUCGAGACCGCGAUCGGAAUGCGGCACGGGUACGAGUGGAACAACGCGUUGAGGGUGGGGAGCAUGACGGACGAGGGGCUCCUGGGGGACAUGAUGCUCGCGAUGUUCGCGAACGCGGGUCUCGUGCUGCGGGGGGAGGAGGACAAGCUGACCUCGGAGCUGUGGCAGACCCUGCGCGCCAACCCCGCCGCGGUCACCGAGCACCUCGUCGCCAUCGCGGCCAUCGCGAACGACGCGGAGAUCGUCUUCGCAGACCGCCCAAAGGACCUCACGUACAAGCGGAUCCUUGCGGACACGUCCGCGAAGGAGCUCGACGCCGCGUACAGCUGGCAGGCCCGCCACAACUACCUGGAGAUGGCCGCGGGCCACCCGCUGCCGCGCCAGCCGCGGGGCGUCGUCGACCGGGUCAUGAUCGAGGAGCGCGACACCAUCCUGGCCGCCACCGCCGCAGCGCGCGCGCUGUCGGCGCCGGCGGACGGCGCGCCCGUCGUGUGCGUGGUGGGGGCGUCGCACCUCCCUGGGAUGCUCAAGGAGCUCAGGGACCCCGCGCGGGCAGCCUGGACGAGCGCGCAGUGGGAAGAGAUCGCGAGGCCGCUGCUCGAUGUGCCCGCGGGCACGUUCCAGGACCUGCUGCGGUCCUCCCCGACGGGGGCGCUGGGCGCGGAGGAGACGGCGGUGAAGCGGGCGCUCCUGGAGGCGACGCUGCGGUUGCAGGUCACCGACGACGUGCUCCAGGACCUGGCGACGUGCCUGGGCGACGCCGGGACGGAGCCAGGUGCGGCGGCGGAGGCGUACGGCAUCGCUACCGAGACGUACUACACGAGCCAGAUGAUGAUGGCGUCGGUGGAGCGGGACGUGCUGGACAAGGUGUGCCAGGGCUGGCCGCGCGGGACGGACAUGUGGGAGGUGUUGGAUGAGGUCAGGCGGGUGAAGCCGAGUCAGGGGGGGAGGGGGUUCGACUUCCAGGUGCUGGACGAGAGCCUGCGGUGCAUGCACUACAACAUGCCGCCACCGCAGAACCAGGCGUAG
Molecule: messenger RNA, 1368 nt
Organism: Pedinophyceae sp. YPF-701
Lineage: Eukaryota; Viridiplantae; Chlorophyta; Pedinophyceae
Source: the annotation of a GenBank genome assembly